Molecule: messenger RNA, 729 nt
Organism: Venustampulla echinocandica
Lineage: Eukaryota; Fungi; Ascomycota; Leotiomycetes; Helotiales; Pleuroascaceae
Exons: 1
Coding region: 1-729 (242 amino acids)
Biological process (GO): mitochondrial translational initiation; ribosome disassembly
Cellular component (GO): mitochondrion
Molecular function (GO): translation initiation factor activity; ribosome binding
Source: RefSeq, a predicted model, not a curated record
AUGCAAAGCUCAAAAUGUAUCUUCAGCACGGCUGCAGCUCUGCAGCGCACUUUCAUCACGCCCUUUGAGCAACGACAGCUCCAAUUUGUAUUCCAAUCCUCCCGCGCAAGCUCCCUGUGCAGACAAGCUCCUCGGCUCCUUUCCCCUCUCGCUCGACAGCAACAAAAACGAUAUUACUAUGUGGCCGGCACCAACCCAGUCAAAUCGAGGCUCCCUCAGAACGAUGAAAUUAAAGCUUUCUCCGUACAUUUGGUAAAUGAGGAUGGCACGUUAGGAGAACUACACCGAACACGAUUUUUACUCGACAGGCUGGUCAAAGGAGAAGCCCUGAUAAUGGUUGCGGAAGCGGAAGCCGGCCGCCCUCCCGUCUGCAAAAUCAUAAAUCGCAAAGAGCAGGCCGCUGCAGACCGCGAGAAAAAGAAAAAAGCGCAAGCGACGAAAGACCCAAGUUCAACGGUUAAGAACAUCGAGCUGAACUGGGCUAUUGAAUCUAACGAUCUGGGACACCGGAUGGACAGGCUCAAGGAGUUUUUGGGGAAGGGAUACAAGGUUGAUUUACUGCUGCAGAAGAAGAGGAAGGGAAGGCCUACGACUAUGGAGGAGGCACAGGAAUUGGUGAAUACGGUUAAGCAGACGGUGGAGGAUGCUGGGGGGAGGGAGUAUAAGGAGAUGACGGGCGAUUUGUUGCGGCAGGUUAUGCUGUUUACUGUGGGAAAGGUACAGAAAUAG